GAGCAUGUCGGGAAAUGUCUGUCCGGUGGGCGCCAUAUUGAAGCAGCAACUAUUGUUAUAAAUUGAGAAGGGGCUGCUGCUGGCUGAGUUUACAUGUUUUUUUGCGUGUUCGUUCUGAAAAUAUCUGGAUUUAACUACGCAAGGUCAUGAAAGAGAUGUCAACAAUGGUGGCAGCUUAAUACAGCUUUUAGCUAAGUGUUUUCAUCUGUUAAAUCAUUAUGUUUAGUGCGCAUUCUUGAAUAAACGAUGACAGUAAAUGACCUGUUUAAGCUGCUCUUUAUUCGCAGGACUGGCAGUAGUACGCUUGGCGGGCAGCAGCCUCGGAAACAUUAUGGCAUCACAUCUUCUAUCAGUCUAGCCUUUCCCAGAGAGAUAGACCACAUCUACACUCAGAAGCUCACUGAGGCUAUGAAACCCUUUGGAGUGUUUGAGGGUGAAAAUGAACUUAAUCACAGGCUUGCAGUUCUUGGGAAGCUGAAUUCUUUUGUUAAGGAGUGGAUUGCAGAGAUCAGUGAAACGAAGAAUCUUCCACAGUCAGCCGUGGCAAAUGUUGGUGGCAAAAUCUUUACUUUUGGCUCAUAUAGGUUGGGAGUGCACACAAAAGGUGCUGAUAUAGAUGCUUUGUGUGUUGCCCCACGACAUGUUGAGCGCAGUGACUUUUUUUCGUCUUUCUUUGAAAAACUAAAACGACACGAUGAGAUUAAAGAUCUACGGGCUGUGGAGGAUGCAUUUGUACCAGUGAUCAAAUUCAAGUUUGACGGCAUUGAGAUUGAUCUGCUGUUUGCAAGGCUUGCUUUCCAGUCCAUCCCUGAUAACCUGGACCUGAGAGGAGAUUCACUCCUCAGAAACCUGGACAUAAGAUGCAUUCGCAGUCUAAACGGUUGUCGUGUUACUGAUGAAAUCCUGUAUUUGGUGCCUAAUAAAGAGAAUUUCAGAUUAACGUUGAGAGCAAUUAAAUUGUGGGCCAAACGCCGUGGAAUCUAUUCCAACAUGUUAGGCUUUCUGGGUGGAGUUUCCUGGGCUAUGCUGGUGGCCAGGACAUGUCAGCUGUACCCCAAUGCUGUUGCUGCCACGCUAGUGCACAAAUUCUUUCUGGUCUUCUCUAAAUGGGAAUGGCCAAAUCCUGUGCUUUUAAAACAACCUGAGGACAGUAACUUGAAUCUACCAGUCUGGGACCCACGGGUGAAUCCGUCAGACAGGUACCAUCUGAUGCCAAUCAUCACUCCAGCAUAUCCACAACAAAACUCCACAUACAACGUGUCCACAUCCACACGCACCAUCAUGAGUGAAGAGUUCAAGAAUGGUCUCAUGGUUACGGAUGAAAUUCUUCUGGGUAAAGCUGAUUGGUCCAAGUUGUUUGAACCUCCCAACUUUUUCCAGAAGUACAAGCAUUACAUCGUCCUCACCGCCAGUGCAUCCACUGAGGAAAACCACCUAGAAUGGAUUGGACUGGUGGAAUCAAAGAUAAGAGUGUUGGUUGGAAAUUUGGAGCGGAAUGAGUAUAUCACACUUGCCCAUGUGAACCCACAGUCUUUUCCUGGGUCAAAAGAGAACCGCAACGAAAAUGAAUUUGUGUCCAUGUGGUUUAUUGGAAUCAACUUUAAAAAACUGGACAACUCUGACUGUGUUAAUAUUGACUUGACCUAUGACAUACAGUCCUUCACAGACACUGUUUAUAGGCAGGCUAGCAACAUCAACAUGCUGAAAGAGGGUAUGACCAUUGAGGCCACACAUGUGAAAAAGAAACAGUUGCACCAUUACCUGCCUCCUGAACUUGUGCAGAGGAAGAAAAAGCAGAGUUUGGGAGAUAUUAACCGUAGUUCAGAUGGUGGUGGGUCAAAGCGCUGCUCCCUGGAUGGCAGUCAUCUGGACAGUUCCACAGACACAGGCACCCCGUUCAGCUCGCCUACACCAGUCAGCAAACCAUGCCAGCCAGUCUCUACGCCUGAAGAUAGUAAUACCAGUCCUCCAAACCUACCAGUCAGUGUAUUUAUGGACGGCUCCCCACCAUCCGAAUCAUCUUCAACAUCAGAACAGGGAAUGUCCAUCCCAGUCAUUGGCUCCAAGCCCCCACUGCCCACUGCCACUCCAGUCUCAGAACCCCUAGCUGGCAAUACCAUUCCCACAGUGGUGGGCCGUAAUGUAAUACCACGGUUGAGCUCUCCCACUCCUACUGAACUGCCCAACAGCCUUAAUGGAGCUGCACCAAAGAGACCUCACUCUCCAUCCCUGGAGGAGCCACCGAAAAGACACAAGGAUGCAGAGGAGGUGAUCCCUGAUGACUCUGCAUUUAAGGAACCAUACCCUGUAACUGGCAAUGGCUUGGAUGUAGAAGAUGGGCUGACGGAGGAGGGUCUUGCGGCAACCAAACCUAUGCCAAUACCUACAAUUGAUACAUCAAGAACACAGAGGCUACCUAGUAAAGAGCUUCCAGAUGCAUCAUCCCCACUUCCCACAAGCAACCUCCGUGUGAUUAAAAACUCUAUCAGGCUCACAUUAAAUCGAUAACAGUUGUCCCUUAAAAUGUGGGACCACCCUUGUAACAGCAGUGCUGCUUUUAAACUGCUACUGAUGGUUGGCUGGUCUUCCUGCUUGUUACAAAGGUAUCAGUGUAAAGUGUUGGCGUAUGGAUUGAUUGAGGUUCUUUUUUUAAUGCCUUACUGUCUCAGAAUGCUUGCUUGGUAAACAUCUGUUUGAGCUUUUGAAACAAAUUGUACAGUAGAUGUAGUUUGUAUAUAACUUAAAAAUCAUUGUUAGUCUUUCUAUGCCACCUUAAUGUAGAUUUUAAUAACAAAAAAUGUAAAAAAAAUUGUCCUGUUUGUCGCUUUAAAUUAGAUUAUUCAUUGUUUGUAGAAGCUGUUCCCUGCAAAAUCUUUUGUAAUCAUUGUAUUGGUUCUGGUACAGUUUCUGGGAGGACCUUUUGUUUGGGGUGUGCGUGCGUGUGUAUGUAUGUGUGAAUGACCAGCAUUAGUAACUAAAAACCGUAACCCAGUUACCUAUUCACAAUCAUCUCUGCUGCCACUCCACGGCUCAGAGCAAAAGAACAGUAUUAGAACUGGGGUCGGGGAUGGUUGUUGGGCCUCUGUCUCAAGGCAGUUUGAUGCAAGGGUUUUUUUUUCUUCUAUGGAUUCAAUAUUUGCUAAAUGAUUCCAGAGUGAGUGUUGGUUUAUUGUGUGCACGUGCAUGACUAGUUCCCUGCGUCUAGGGCAUCACCCCUGCACCUCCCAUGGAGGUCUGAAUGGCAGAGUCUCCUGAACUUCAAGAACCGAAAUUAAAUGAGACCUGCCCUUUUUUUCAUGAUUUUCCUAUUUGCAUUUUCUUUUCAUGUUGCAAGCCUCCUGCCCUGUUGGGGUUUACAGAGUACCUGUGGAUUUAAAAAAACAACAAAAAAAUAGGUUUACUAUUCAUAUGGGGUUUCUUAACAUUUUAUUUAUUUGGACCAUUAUAAUUUUUAUAUCACAGACCUAGCAGCUGGAUUUCUUUCUUCUAGAUAUCAGUUGCAUUGUUCAGAAUUUGAUCUUCCUUGUUACCUUCAGAAAAUCUGCUUGUCUUUUUUUUCUUUGAUUUUUUUUGGGGGGGGUGGGGUAGGGCAAAAGUUGUAUUUGAAAUGAUAUUUUUGUAUGUAAUGUAAACUGCCUUUACAUUUAAGAACAUAAAAUUCA
Molecule: messenger RNA, 3662 nt
Organism: Triplophysa rosa
Lineage: Eukaryota; Metazoa; Chordata; Actinopteri; Cypriniformes; Nemacheilidae
Gene: papolg
Product: poly(A) polymerase gamma
Exons: 23
Coding region: 247-2508 (753 amino acids)
Cellular component (GO): nucleus
Molecular function (GO): RNA binding; poly(A) RNA polymerase activity
Source: RefSeq, a predicted model, not a curated record